Molecule: messenger RNA, 786 nt
Organism: Acomys russatus (golden spiny mouse)
Lineage: Eukaryota; Metazoa; Chordata; Mammalia; Rodentia; Muridae
Gene: Mrpl32
Product: mitochondrial ribosomal protein L32
Exons: 3
Coding region: 42-605 (187 amino acids)
Biological process (GO): translation
Cellular component (GO): mitochondrial large ribosomal subunit
Molecular function (GO): structural constituent of ribosome
Source: RefSeq, a predicted model, not a curated record
CAUGCUCCCAGCACGCGUCCCGGUCCUGUGUGAGGGGGAACAUGGCUCCCGCGCUGCUGCUGCUGUCACUCCGGUGGCCAGCGCGACCUGGACCGCUCCGACAGUGCUGGGAGCUGCUGCAACGGCAACUGCAGCAGAGCUGGAACACCUUUGCUUGUCCUCAGUGGGCACCAGCAUUAGCAGUCCAGGGCCCAUCUGUCCUCCCAGAACUAGCACAUGAUACCAGUGGAAAUGAAGAGAAUUCCAGCUUUUUAGACAGUAUCUUUUGGAUGGCAGCUCCCAAAAACAGACGCAGCAUUGAAGUUAACCGGUGUAGGAGAAGAAACUCUUGGAAGCUUAUUAAAAUUAAGAACAAUAUAGAUGUUUGCCCUGAAUGUGGUCACCUGAAGCAGAAACAUGUCCUUUGUGGCUACUGCUAUGAAAAAGUACGCCAGGAAACAAAGAAAAUCAGACAACAAAUAGGAGCUCAAGAAGGGGGCCCUUUUAAAGCUCCUUCCGUAGAGACUGUGGUACUAUACACAGGAGAGAAACCGUCAGAACAGGAUCAAGGCAAGAGGAUUAUUGAACGAAGCAUAAAGAGGCCAUCUUGGUUCACCCAGAAUUGAAACUAAAGAAGUUAAAAGGGCAGUUUCAUCAUAAUGCAGUCUCUUGCAUCAAAAGUCUUUAUUUUCAUGAUGUGCCUGUUUUCACAUCAUCAGUGUAUUUUAAAAUGGAUUUAAUUAGUUGUUAUUCUUAAAUGAGGUAAUUUGUAUCAUAAAUAAACUUGACAUUUAUGCAAAGGUUCAA